AGUGGACUUACCCAUUUACCCUCAGACCCUAGUACUCUAGACGGUGUGGAUCUUCGUCUCUGUAUCACACUCACCCACCACCGUCGUCGCGUAGUCAAAAUCGCUCGCCGUACACAACUCGUACUCACCACUGGAAGUGCCCGCCGUCGAUCGACACACACAGAUCCCGACGGAGUUGUCCAAAAGAUCUGUUAUUACAAAGAUCCUCUCCCCAAAAUGAUCCAUUCUCACAAUCAUCGUCUAUUCCCUCUCUUCUUUUUCUCCUUCUUGUUGUUCUUAGUGGCUGGGUCACAUGGAUCUCCUGUUCGAACUGGUAAAAGUGGGAUGUCAUCAGUGUUUUCCUUGUUUAACCUCAAAGAGAAGAGUAGGUUCUGGAGUGAGGCUGUUAUACGUGGUGAUUUUGAUGAUUUGGAAUCUUCCAGGCCUGGGAAAAUGGCUGCUCUCAAUUACACCAAGGCAGGUAAUAUCGCAAAUUAUCUAAAGCUCCUGGAAGUGGAUUCUAUGUAUCUUCCAGUCCCUGUGAAUUUCAUUUUUAUUGGAUUUGAAGGGAAGGGGAACCAAGAAUUUAAGCUACAUGCUGAAGAACUUGAGCGCUGGUUCAAAAAAAUUGACCACAUUUUUGAACAUACGCGAGUUCCUCGCAUUGGCGAAGUUCUCACCCCAUUUUACAAGAUUAGCAUAGAUAAGGAGCAACGUCAUCAUCUACCUAUGAUCAGUCAUGUAAACUACAACUUCUCUGUACAUGCUAUACAGAUGGGCGAAAAGGUUACUUCUAUUUUUGAGCAUGCCAUUAAUGUCCUAGCCCGCAAAGAUGAUGUGUCUGAUACCAGGGAUGACCAUUCUGGUCUUUGGCAAGUAGAUGUGGACAUGAUGGAUGUUCUCUUCUCCAGUUUGGUUGAAUAUUUGCAACUCGAAAAUGCAUAUAACAUUUUUGUUCUGAAUCCCAAGGGUGAUGUGAAACGAGCUAAAUAUGGAUACAGGAGAGGUUUAUCUGAGACUGAAAUAGACUUUCUUAAGGAGAAUAAGACCUUGCAAGAAAGCAUUCUUCAUUCAGGAACUGUUCAAGAAAAUGUUUUUGCUCUUGAUAAUAUUAAGAGGCCUUUGUACGAAAAGCAUCCAAUGGAAAAGUUUGCCUGGACCAUAACUGAAGAAACUGAUACGAUAGAGUGGUACAAUAGCUGCCUAGAUGCACUGAAUAGUGUUGAAAGGCUAUAUCAAGGGAAAGAUACUGCUGAUAUCAUCCAGAGCAAAGUGAUGCAGUUGUUGAAUGGGAAGAAUGAAGAUUUGAAGCUUCUUUUUAAGAAGGAUUUGAAAUCUGGGGACUUUAGUGGUCUACAUGCAGAAUGUCUCACAGAUACAUGGAUUGGGAAGGGCAGGUGGGCAUUUAUCGAUUUAAGCGCAGGCCCUUUCUCGUGGGGCCCUGCUGUUGGUGGAGAAGGUGUUCGCACUGAACUAAGUUUGCCAAAUGUGAACAAAACAAUUGGUGCAGUAGCAGAACUUUCGGAAGAUGAAGCUGAGGAUCGCUUGCAAGAAGCAAUUCAGGAAAAGUUUUCCGUAUUCGGUGAUAAAGAUCAUCAGGCCAUUGAUAUCCUUCUGGCAGAGAUUGAUAUAUACGAGCUUUUCGCAUUCAAACAUUGCAAGGGACGGAAGGUUAAGCUUGCUCUUUGUGAAGAGCUUGACGAGCGAAUGCGAGAUCUAAAAAAUGAACUCCAGUCUUUUGAAGGCGAGGAAUACGAUGAAAGUCAUAAGAAAAAGGCUGUAGAUGCUUUAACACGAAUGGAGAGUUGGAAUUUGUUCAGUGAUACUUAUGAGGAGUUUCAAAACUACACAGUUGCACGUGAUACUUUCCUUGCACAUUUAGGUGCAACCUUGUGGGGAUCUAUGAGACACAUCAUAUCACCUUCCAUUGCUGAUGGGGCAUUUCAUUAUUACGAGAAGAUAUCAUUUCAGUUGUUCUUCAUCACACAGGAGAAAGUAAAACAUACUAAACAAUUGCCAGUGGAUCUGAAGGCUCUUAAGGAUGGGCUUUCUUCUUUGGUGUUACCUUCUCAGACACCCGUGUUCAGUGAACACAUGUUUCCACUUUCAGAGGAUCCUACUUUAGCAAUGGCAUUUUCAGUGGCGCGGAGAGCGGCAGCCGUCCCACUAUUGCUUGUUAAUGGAACAUAUAGGAAAACUGUGCGUUCCUUUCUUGAUUCUUCCAUUCUCCAGCGUCAGUUGCAGAGGUUGAAUGAUCAUGGUUCUCUUAAAGGAACCCAUGCCAAUAGCAGGUCCACGCUAGAAGUCCCAAUCUUUUGGUUUAUUCAUAGUGAUCCAUUAUUAGUUGACAAGCAUUAUCAGGCAAAAGCACUCUCUGAUAUGGUUAUCGUGGUCCAGUCGGAGCAGUCAUCCUGGGAAAGCCAUCUGCAGUGCAAUGGGCAGUCGCUUUUGUGGGACUUGAGGAGGCCCAUAAAAGCUGCAUUGGCUGCUGUUUCUGAACAUCUAGCGGGUUUGCUUCCUCUUCAUCUUGUUUACAGUCACGCCCAUGAAACUGCAAUCGAGGACUGGAUAUGGUCGGUAGGAUGCAACCCUUUGUCCAUCACUUCUCAAGGAUGGCAUAUCACACGGUUUCAGUCUGAUACAAUUGCUCGGAGUUAUAUUCUCACAACUCUUGAGGAGUCGAUACAACUUGUCAAUUCAGCCAUUCAUCUUCUAGUUAUGGAGCGUACUUCUGAAAAAACUUUCAAGCUUUUCCAAUCCCAGGAGCGUGAGCUAGUGAACAAAUAUAACUACGUUGUCAGCCUGUGGAGAAGGAUUUCGACCGUUACUGGAGAACUGCGCUAUGUGGAUGCUAUGAGACUGCUAUAUACCUUGGAGGAUGCAUCCAAAGGGUUUGUUGAUUAUGUGAAUUCAACUAUAUCACAUCUCCAUCCAAUUCAUUGCACCAGGGAGAGGGAAGUUCAAGUUGAGUUUGAUAUGAGCACGAUUCCUGCUUUCUUGGUAGUCCUCGUUGUUCUAUGGAUUGUGUUAAGACCAAGACGAUCAAAGCCUAAGAUCAACUAAAGUGUUGAUGAGUGCAAGGUACCUGAUUAUGUUGUAUCGGAGCAGACUGGUAGGGUUUUACAUUCCCAAACCAAGCCCCGCUCAUUAUGCGGUAGCCAUGAAAAUAUAGGUUUCUUGUUAUAUUUUGGGGAAGCAAAGCCUGUCUUGUUGCUGUUGUUUGAUUGAAAAUUAGGGGAGAGAAAUGUUCAAUGCCCAUGCAAAAACGAUUUAAGUGCAGUUAUAGGCUUUUAGAAUUGUACACAACCUUUUUGCCAAUAGUAAAAUAGAAAAUUUUGCACUGUCAUGCAGAUUCA
Cornus florida is the source of this 3335-nucleotide messenger RNA. RefSeq lists its product as uncharacterized. The record is from RefSeq and is a predicted model, not a curated record. Bases 217 to 3042 code for a protein of 941 amino acids. Lineage: Eukaryota; Viridiplantae; Streptophyta; Magnoliopsida; Cornales; Cornaceae. The transcript is spliced from 25 exons.